Messenger RNA from Brassicogethes aeneus, 3487 nucleotides. The record is from the annotation of a GenBank genome assembly. Lineage: Eukaryota; Metazoa; Arthropoda; Insecta; Coleoptera; Nitidulidae.
UAUUCAAUAAGGUAAAAUCUAAAAAGAUUUUAACUGCGCUAAUUUAUUAUUUCUCCUCAUAGCCAUUUUUCUUAUUCUUCUCCAGUAUUCUUUAGAAUUUGGGUCCAAUUCUUCUAGCGGUGCCGGAUCACCUGUCCUAAUAUUCCACAACCAUUCUGGAUAUUCACUAUCAGGUUUUAACUCGACAUCUUCACCAGUUUUGUAUAUAUUUGUCCCACAUGCAUAUUUGACCAAUCGGUUGGGGUCUGUUUCAACUGGCAGCACACGUUUUUCAGCUACUGGACCUACUUUACCUAGUUUUUUCUUUUUAAGUGCACCUCCAAGCAUACUAACUCCUAAAAUAGAAGAAUUAACCUAAAAAAUAUGAUAAAUUAUAGAAACUUACCAGCCGAUUCUUUUUUCGCAUAAUUACACUUUUGAACGGUAAAUUGUACUGUCCUUAACAACUGUGUUCUUGUAUUUAUCAAAUUAAGGAUAGUAUUUGUUGUCAUUUUUCUAAGAUGUGAUUCUGUGGAGAGGUUAAUAAAGUGAGGUUAAAAUUACAUAACCACAAUCAACAAACUUCAAAAUUGUGUCACAAAUGUCAGUUUAUUUAUAUUUUAACAAAAAAUAAAAUGGUUUUAGUAAUAUAAAUGCCAACAAGUAGUAGCGCAGCUACUAUUGAAAAAAAGAAACCUCUUCGAUUACAACAAACUAUCAAAGCACCUGAGCAUCAUGAAGAGAAGAAUCUGUUGAAAAUCCAGCCAGCACUACCAAAUAGAGUUAAGAGGAGUUUUAUAAGGUCUCACAGCACUUUAAAUGCAUCAAGUCUUGCAAAAGGCAAUGAUUCGUUCAAUCUGUGCGAUCCAGUCAACUUGCAAACUUAUACAGAAGGAACUGUACAUGUUUCACGCUCCCAGGCAGAAAAAGAAAAGAAUUGCGAUAAAAUUAGUUUAGAUAGACGUGGACUGAUUAAUUUUCCUGUCAUAGAUGGGGAACAUAGGUUAAGAUUAUUGUCGUUGCAGCACAAUUUAGUUAAUAAUUUGGAUGGUUUGCGAGAUCAGACGUUUCCGUUUUUGGUGUUUUUGGAUGUUUACGAUAAUCAAUUGGAACAAAUUUCUGGUUUGGAUGGUUUGGAAAACUUGAGAGUUUUGUUAAUGGGAAAAAACAGGAUAAAAAAAAUUGAGGGCUUAGAAGGCCUGAAAAAGUUGGAAGUUCUGGACUUGCAUGGAAAUCAAAUUGUACAAAUAAGUGGACUAAGCUCACUGACCGAAUUAAAGGUGUUAAAUUUAGCAGGCAAUCAAAUAAAAACUGUAGGCACAGCCGAUUUCAAAGACUUGACUUCGUUGCAAGAAUUAAAUUUAAGGAGAAACAAAUGCAAGAAACUUCUCGGUUUCGGCGAAACCACGAAUUUAUCCAAGUUAUUUCUAAGCAAUAAUGAUUUACAAAGCGUGGAAGACUUUAGCAGUCUGGCGCGGUCGACGAAUUUGAAGGAAAUAUCGAUAGAUAACAAUCCGGUGUUUUUGAAUGGCGAGUGUUUGUCGUUUCUGGUUUCGUAUUUGCCUCUGCUGGUUAAAGUUAACACGAUGCAGAUUACGGAUCAAGUGCGCAAGGCCGCGAUGGCCUGGAGGAGGAACAAGGAAUUAACCAAUACAGCUUUUAUGGACUUAACCAGUGAUGUUUGUCUCAAUGUACGCAGAGAAGAGGUCAUAUCGAACGCAAGAACAAACUGGGAACUGCUGCGCUCGCAAACGAAAUGCCUCACGAACAACUCCUUUUCUGCCAUCGAUAAAACCGUUAGAAACCUUAAACCAGACUCUGAAUUCAUCCUAACCUCCCUAUCAAAACUGACCGCCAAAAGUGGCGCCCGUCCAAAGCACUUCACCAAAGUGCCGGCGCUUCCCGACAAAAAGCUGAACUUCGCCAGAACUGCGUCGCAGGACACGGAAAACUCGCAAAACACCUCGUCCUCGAACUCGAACAACGAGCUUUUCAAGUUGCCGCCCAUUUUGGUGCCCAUCAUCGGCAAACUGGACGAGAAAUGCGAAGUGGGCCUGAGGAAAUGCAGCAGCCUGUCCAGCAUUGGUCCGAACGUGGACAGUUCUGCCAGCUCAUUGGCCAGCAGCGACAAUGAGGAGGAGGGGGGGUGUUCCAGUUCUAGCGAUGGUUCUAGUAGUAGUAGUGCUAGUGUAGAGCCUCAACCUGUUGAGGAAGCGACUUUUGGAACAGGCAAGGGAGAGGAAAAAUUGGCAGAAAAUCCUGAACGAGCUCCUAAACCGGUCGAAAAAGUGGAAACGCCCUCGAAAAACUCCACAGAAACAUCGAGCAAUCUAUCGAGUAAAACGAGCAACAGCAACGCGUCGGCCAAAACGAAAUCGAGCAGCUCGUCCGACAACACCGCCUCGAGCAAAACGCGCACGAGAAACGUAAAAAGCGCGUUCGUAUCGAAGAGCUCAGUCGGCAGAUGCAACGUCAGAGCGGCCACCGCGAAAGUCAAGAAGCAGUCGCCGCCCGCGCCUAAAGACCGAGAGCAGGGCAGCGACUACUUAAUAGAAAUCUGCGGCAGACAUCUGAACGUCUACGGGCAGGGCGCGCUGCGAUUCGUCGAGAAGUCGUGGCACGCGGGCAAAGCGCACGACGUCACGACCGCUAACUUCAACUACGCGAACUUCGCGAGCGUGGCCGGCGUGCUGUUCAAGCUGAAGGCGAAGUUCCCGAACGUGGACAGUCUGAGCUUCAAGGAGACCAACAUCGCGUGCUUGGGGCAGCUGAACGCGCUGGCCGAGGUGCAGGGCGUGGGGUCGUUGACGAUACACCCCGAGGGGAACCCCAUCUGCGAGAAGGAGUGGCGGAGUUACGCCGUUUACAGGCUCGCGCAUUGGGGGUUGAAGACCGUCAACGGGGAGGAAGUGACGGACGAGGAGAUCGCGUCCGCCAACGAGGAGUUUCGCGGUUUGAGCGACUUGGUGCUCUGGUCGCUGCCCGAUGUUCUUCUGCAGCCGCUGUUGGAGCGUCUGCGGAUCGACGUGAAUCGCGGCUUGACCGAGGACAACGCGAAGAAAUGGCUGCUGACGGCGGAUCCGGCCUUGAGAAGCGUGGUCAGCAAGGAGGCGUUGCAGUGGAAGAAGGGCGCUCCGAGCCAGGAAGACCAUCAGCUGCGGCAAAAGGCGAAGCAGCACAUUUCUUUUCUUCUCGACGACAUGAACGGUGCCGCUUUGAAGUUGAAGCAGUUGGAACCUGCGUGGCCCGACAUUUUGCACGAGUUCGUCAGAAACACUCUGCUGGAUUAUUCGCAGUUGGAAAUGUACAUGAAGAAAAAAAUGCACGAAUUGGUUAUACAAUAGUUUUCACCGUAAGUGUCUUUAGGUUACAAAAACCUCGCAUCGUUCACUGCCCACUAUCAGUAUUGAAGAAUUGAGGCGUCACCAAUACCAAAUAUUAAUUUAAGAUUAUAAAAUAUAGGUAUAAUUAAAUUUAAAAUUUUUAAAUGCAGGUUGUCUUAGUUUGG